AUGCAGCUCGACGCGGGUGGAUUCUACCAAUGGAGACGCGACGGUGAGUACCACAUGUGGAAUCCCACCACGAUCGCGAAGCUCCAACAUGCCGCGAGAUCGAAUAGCUGGGCGACCUACCAGGAGUUCGCUGAGUGGGCCAACGACUACGCUCAGCAGAUGUGUACGAUUCGAGGUCUCCUCGAAUUCAAGCCCGGCGAUGAGCCUCUUUCUCUGGACGAAGUAGAGUCUGCCUCGGAGAUCGUCAGGCGGUUCGCUACAGGCGCAGUUUCCCUCGGUUCCAUCAGCAGGGAAGCGCACGAGGCGCUGGCGAUCGCGAUGAACCGGAUAGACGCACGGUCCAACACAGGUGAGGGCGGCGAGGACUGGCAUCGCUACAAGCCUGACUCCAAUGGCGACCAGCGGAACAGCGCGAUCAAACAGGUCGCCUCAGGUCGCUUCGGUGUCACCAUAAACUACCUGGCAAACGCCAAAGACCUCCAGAUCAAGAUGGCGCAGGGCGCCAAGCCCGGAGAGGGCGGACAGCUCCCCGGCCACAAGGUGGACGAGUACAUAGGCUGGGUGCGCAAUUCGACGCCUGGCGUAGAGCUCAUCUCGCCUCCUCCGCACCAUGACAUCUAUUCGAUCGAGGAUCUGGGACAGCUCAUCCACGACCUGAAGAACUCGAAUCCCAACUCCAGGAUAAACGUCAAGCUGGUCGCGGAAGCCGGAGUCGGUACAAUCGCCGCCGGUGUCUCUAAGGGGCAUGGCGACGUCGUCCUGAUCAGCGGCGACAGUGGCGGGACCGGAGCUUCCCCGGAGGCGUCGAUCAAGUACGCUGGACUGCCCUGGGAACUCGGCGUUGCCGAAACCCAGCAGGUUCUGGUCGAAAACGACCUGCGCGGUCGGAUAGUCGUCCAGACAGAUGGGCAGAUCAAGACCGGCCGUGACGUGGCUAUCGCGUGUCUGCUCGGUGCGGAAGAGUUCGGUAUGGCCACCGCGCCGCUGAUUGCAAUGGGCUGCAUCAUGCUCCGCAAGUGUCACCUGAACACCUGCUCAGUUGGCAUCGCCACACAGGACCCAGAGCUUCGGAAGAGGUUCGCGGGCCAGCCGGAACACGUCAUCAACUACUUCUUCUUCCUUGCCGAGGAACUCAGGCAGAUUAUGGCCGAGAUGGGGUUCCGCACGAUC
This is a messenger RNA of Geodia barretti, 1170 nucleotides long. NCBI's taxonomy places the organism in Eukaryota, Metazoa, Porifera, Demospongiae, Tetractinellida, Geodiidae. The record is from the annotation of a GenBank genome assembly.